AUGGAAAGAAACAGAGGAAGAGGAGGGAAGCAGAGCUGCAGAGGAGAUGUGAACUGCAGAGCACAUCCAAGUCGAGCAGAGGCAGUGCACAUCCAAAUCAAGAGCAGGGGCAAUGCACAUCCAAGAGGAGUGAAGCUGGAGGGAGAGGAAGAGAAGCUCACACGUCCAGGUGGUCUAGUGGACAUGUCUUUUAGAAGGCACCAACCUUCCAGUAAUGGAGCUUCCAUUAGUAUAGCUCCUCUGGAUUUUCCAAGUCAGGAACUUGAGAAGGUUAAUCCUGUGAAUUCAGUGAUGUCAACUGAUUUUGCAUCCAUGGAUGGUGUUGAUAUUGAUAUGAGAGAAGUUUACUUUCUCAUUAUGCAUUUUUUAUCUCAUGGUCCAUUCAAACGGACCUUUGGAGAACUGUGCAAUGAACUCCUGGAACAUCAACUGCUACCUAGAAGAUACCAUGCUUGGUAUUCACGUGGUGGUUUCCAUAGUGGUGAAGAAAAUGAUGAUGGCAUAUCACUCCCUUUGGGUUAUGUAAAAUUAGCUGAGAGGUACCCCCACAUUGGUAAAGACCACUUGGUGAAGCUAUUAAAGCAACUGAUGGCUAUUUCCUGUCACCCACACAGCUUAAUUGGAAGAGUUUCUCCAAAUGCUGCUGAUGUCCCAACACUUCUUGGCUUCAACUCCUUUUCGCUUCUUGCAUCUACCUUUGACCGCACAGGGCGUUAUGUUAUUACUGGUUCUGAUGACCGCCUUGUUAAAAUAUGGGCGACAGAAACAGCUUUCUGCCUGGCUAGCUGCCGGGGCCAUGAAGGUGAUAUUACUGAUCUCGCAGUGAGUUCCAAUAAUGCUGUGGUAGCAUCUUCAUCUAAUGAUUUCAUUAUUAGAGUGUGGCGUAUGCCUGAUGGAAUGCCAGUCUCAGUGCUCAAGGGGCAUACAGGGGCAGUUACUGCUAUUGCAUUUAGUCCAAGGCCAGGUGCUGCUUUCCAGCUGUUGUCGUCAUCAGAUGAUGGGACGUGCAGGAUUUGGGAUGCCAGAUACUCUCAACAACCUCCACGAGUGUAUACACCAAAGCCCCCAGAUGUUGCCCCUGGUAAGAGUGGUGAUGCAUCUUCCAGCGCUGCUCAAGUUCAGCCAACAAAUCACCAGAUCUUAUGUUGUGCAUUUAAUGCUAAUGGAACAGUGUUUGUCACUGGCAGCUCGGACACUUUUGCAAGGGUCUGGAAUGCUUGCAAGAGUUCUUCUGAUGAACAUGAACAACUGAAUCAUGAGAUGGACCUAUUAUGUGGGCAUGAAAAUGAUGUAAACUAUGUGCAAUUUAGUGGAUGUGCAGUGGCAUCAAGAUCUUUUUCAUCUGAUUCCAGUCAUACCUCCAAGGAAGAAAAUAACCUUAAGCUAAGAAAUUCUUGGUUCACGCAUAAUAUUGUUACCUGCUCCCGUGAUGGCAGUGCAAUUAUAUGGGUUCCACGAUCUCGGAGGUCGCAUGGAAAAAUUGGACGCUGGACGCGUGCUUACCAUCUUAAAGUCCCCCCACCUCCAAUGGCGCCUCAACCACCUCGAGGUGGUCCUCGUCAAAGAUACCAACCAACUCCUCGUGGUGUCAAUAUGAUAGUUUGGAGUCUAGACAACCGCUUUGUGCUUGCUACAAUCAUGGAUUGCAGAAUUUGUGUAUGGAAUGCUUCUGAUGGGAGUUUGGUGCAUUCACUGAUUGGCCAUAAGGAAUCAACGUUUGUUCUAGAUGUGCAUCCGUUCAAUCCUCGUAUAGCAAUGAGUGCUGGGUAUGAUGGGAAGACGAUCAUCUGGGAUAUAUGGGAAGGAAAACCUGUUCAGAUCUAUGAAACAGGGCAAUUUAAACUAGUUGAUGGGAAGUUCUCUCCGGAUGGUACAUCACUUAUUUUAUCGGACGAAAUUGGUCAAAUAUUCAUUAUUGGUACUGGGCAAGGAGAGUCCCAGAAAGAUGCAAAAUACGAUCAGUUCUUCCUUGGAGACUAUCGGCCUCUCAUCCGUGAUAACAAUGGAAGUGUUAUUGAUCAGGAAACACAGCUUGUACCAUACAGGAGAAAUAUGCAAGACCUUUUGUGUGACGCUGGUAUGAUACCAUAUCCAGAGCCCUUCCAGAGUAUGUACCAGAAUCGCCGGUGGGAACCGCUUCCAGAGAUAACAGACUUCAUUGAGCUUGAACCUGAAAAUGAAGUUAUCUCUGACGAUACUGAUUCUGAGUACAAUGGCAUGGAUGAGUAUUCAAGUGAAGGAGAACAGGAGAUUAUGAGUGGUGAUUCCUCAGGUACUUCAUAUUCAAGUGCAGAAAUUGAUGUGGAUGACCCUAAUAGUGCUCUUUCUCCCACCGAUCAAGAAGAAAGAAGAAAAAAUCUGAGGAAAAAAUUUUUGGAUGAGCCUGGUGUAGCCACAGUGUCAAGGCCACAUAGAGGAAAGAAAUCUAGGAAUGGACGUUCUAGCAAAAGGAAAAGGUCGCCUAAAUCCAGGGGUUUGCGACCUCAAAAACGUGCUGCUCGAAACGCAUUACAUUUUUUCUCAAAGAUAGGAGCUCGAGCUUCAACAGAAGAGGAUGAAGAUGACUCCGAGAGUUUCUCUGAUAGUGAAUUGAACACGGAUAGCACUGAAGCUGAACAGUUAGAAUGGAAUGGCCAUCUAAGAACCAGCAGAAGGAUUAACUCUCAAUAUGACACUGAAGAUGUUGCAGAACCUUCUCAUUUUACUGAUAAUAAGGGAAAUUCUGGAACUGGUAAGAAACUAGUUCUCAGAAUACGACGACGUGAUUUAAAAACUCAAUUUCCUUCAGGAAGCGGAAAAGCCACACAGGAUAAAGCAGUGAAAUCUCUUUCUCUAGCUAAUGAUGAACCAGCUGAGCAAGAACUAACUUUUGAACCGGGACAUUCCUCUGCCUGCAAGGCUGAAUUAACAACUGAUGGUGAUCUGCAUGGUAGUUCCGCUGCUCGUAGUAAUAACUCAAUUAGGUGGGGUGAGGUUAAGGCGCGAUCCUCAAAGCGUUGCAAGUACAGUGAGCCAGCUGGAGGUUUGUGGUCUUCUUCAAAUAAUGCUGCUUUACAGGAUAUUGAGGGAUCAGGCAGUCAGCAGAUGCCUCAUGAAUAUGGUGAUGGCAUCCAGCAAACUGUUGAGCAAAAUGCACAAGAAGUACAACAUGGAAUAAUUCUAGAUAACAUUCAGGAAAACAACAGUACUGAUGAGUACAACAGAGAAAAUAUGGGGGAUCAAGAAAAAAUAUCUAACAAUAGUAAGGCCCAUGCAGAUGGAGUGAAUGACGCAGUACAAGUUCCCAAUACUUCUCAGCCUCAAUUAAAACUUAAGUUCAAGUCAAGUGGAUCUUUAGAUGCAGUAGGAAAUGUCAUGAACUCCAAGCAUGGUAAAGAUUCAGUGCAGCAUGGUGAUUAUUCUUCCAUCAAUCAACCUAGAAAUGCUGACUUCCUUAAUGUGCCCAAAAGUUCUCAGGAAUGCCCAGAUAAAAGCACUAGUUUGCAUGAUUCAAAAAAACUGUACUUGGAUUCUUCAAAGAAGUACACUGCAGUGUACAAAAGGUUAAAGCCAAAGAACAAGAAAAAAAUGGAUUCAGAUGAAUAUGCAAACGAGGAUAGCACUUCUAUCUCCAAUGACAAUGGUGGAUACCAACCUCCAGAAUACAGUCCUGUUGCAGCUGCAAGUGGUAGAUUGAGAAGAAGCGCAAGGAAGUCAUUUGCAUACAAUAUCGAUGGUACAGCAUGGGAGGAUAUCUCGGAAGUGAAAGAUUCUUACAGUUCCCAUGAAGCAUCAACUAGUGGAAGACGAGUUGUCACAGAUGUGCGUGAUGUAAUGUGGCGACAAAACUCAAAAACUGUUGGUUUAAGGUCUUCUAGGAACAAAAGAGAAAGUAGCAACUUUCCUGAUACACAUCCAUUGGGUAGAAGGCACCAGGUUUCCUUAAAGUAUUCAUGGUUAAUGUUGCUUGAGCAUGAAGAUAGCUACCGUUAUAUUCCUCAACUCGGUGAUGAGGUUAUGUACUUGGGGCAGGGCCAUGAGGAAUAUCUUAAAGAAGCGCAAUCAUCUGAAUCUUGCCCUUGGAACUGGAUAAAAGGCCUUAAAGCUGUAGAACUUUGCAAAAUACAGGGUCUUGAGUAUGCCACCUACAGAGGAUCUGGCGAAAGCUGCUGUAAAUUAACCAUUGAAUUCGUUGAUCGCAAUUCCAGUGGAUUUGGCAAAAUAUUUUUGAUCACGUUGCGUGAGCUGGUUAACUUUCCAGAUUUUCUUGUGGAGAGAACAAGGUAUGAAGCUGCUAUGGAGCGGAACUGGACCCACAGAGACAAGUGCAAAGUUUGGUGGAGGGACGAGAAGGACAGCCCCUGGGAACUUCAUGAUACUGGCAAUUUAUGGGAUCCAUGGAAACAUCCGCAUAUCGAUCUCACGAUUCGAGAUCAAUUGAUAUCAGAAAUGGAAAAUUUACAGGAAAUGUCACACAGGGAUCAGGAUCGUUAUGGUGUUUUAAAGCUGGACAAGGUUGCAGAAAAGUCAGAUUUCAUCAACAGGUUUCCUGUCCAAUUUUCUAUUGAGGUGAUCAAGACAAGAUUAGCAAACAAUUAUUACAGAACUCUGGAGGCUGUCAGACAUGAUACCACUGUGAUGCUUUCAAAUGCAGAAUCUUACUUUUCAAAGAUCAGUGAAAUGACCAAAAAGAUCCGCAAGCUCUCUGAGUGGGUAGACCAGAUCUUUUCAUCACUGUAG
This is a messenger RNA of Miscanthus lutarioriparius, 4719 nucleotides long. The record is from the annotation of a GenBank genome assembly. NCBI's taxonomy places the organism in Eukaryota, Viridiplantae, Streptophyta, Magnoliopsida, Poales, Poaceae.